CGAAAGUCUCCUCACAAGCUACCUCGGCGGUAACAUUCACAGUAGUCCAUUAGUACUCUACGCUCAGCAUCGCUUUCGCUUUCGCUUUCGUCGGACUUUACUCCUACCUGAUCUUAUAAUCUUGUGGUUAGAUCCGUUGCACGAGCAGACCCUUCCUUCAGUUCAAUUGAUAUUCUGAUCGGAGUGCAAGUCAACCCGUCCGCCGUUCAGAAAUCUACAUAAAAGGUAGCUCCAGCUAACGAGGUAGAGCUCGGCUUCCAGAGCUUUUGACGUCAAGCCAAGGACGCCCAUCGCAACACUUAUUUCUUAGCUACACAUUAGCUGUUAGCUACACGCUUGAGAAGGACUAGAUCUGUCAUACCGCUACAUUCCCAAAGUCAGUAUUAUGUUUCUAAUCUCUUGUCGAGUUGUACCAGCCAGGUUAUGCACGUCGCAAUUGUGCGAGUGCAGGUGCUUGUACUUCAUCACCUUUACUCGAGUACCAUAUAUGAUUUACCCCUCGGGUUCGAGUACUGUACCAUGAGGGGAUACUGCCAUUGGCUGCCUCUACGGCAGCAGCAGCAGCAGCUUCCAACAAGCUUGCAGUCCUCGCAUGCAGUAGCAGUACCUAGACCAAAAAGGACGGGAAGGUACUUCCGAGGCUGUUACUGACCAACCUCACAAUUGGAGCCCUUCCGUCCCUUUCUACUCGACCAAUUCUCUUUCAUUUCUUCUUGCAAACUUAUCUGGUCUGCCUGCUAUAUACUACCUGUCCACUAAUCACCUCAACAGAACCACCACCAUGUCGAGCAUUAAGAUUGCCCCUUUCGAGACGACUCCCAUUGAGUCCAUCUCCAGCACCGUCAACCAAUGCAAAACCACUUUCCGUUCCCAAAAGACAAAACCCCUCCAAUAUCGAUUGACACAAUUACGAAAGCUGUAUUGGGGUAUUGUCGAUAACAAUGAUGCGCUUGUCGAAGCAUGCAAACAAGACCUAGGAAAACCCGUCCACGAAACAUACAUUUCCGAGAUUGAAUGGUGCAAGAACGAUGUCAUAUUUGUGACGAAGAACUUGGCCAAAUGGAUGAAGGACGAGAAGGCACCCGACAUUCCCUUGACCAACUCGUUGUUGAACCCAAAAAUUCGAAAGGAACCGCUUGGCACAGUCCUCAUUCUGGGAGCAUACAACUUUCCUGUUCAAUUGUCACUUGGUCCAUUGGUUGGUGCCAUGGCUGCGGGCUGUACAGCUGUUUUGAAGCCUUCAGAGGUAUCACCAGCAACCGCAAUGGUCCUCCAAAAGAUCGUCCAGGAAUACCUUGAUCCCAGUGCCUAUUCCGUCGUUAAUGGUGCCAUUCCAGAGUCCAAUGCGCUACUCAAAGAGAAGUGGGAUAAAAUAUUCUAUACUGGAGGUGGGACUGUCGGAACUAUCAUCGCGAAGAAAGCCGCGGAAACGCUAACUCCUGUUUGCCUCGAACUUGGAGGCCGGAAUCCAGCUAUAAUCACCAAGAACGCCGAUCCUCGUCUCGCUGCUCGUCGAAUGUUGUGGGGAAAGCUCCACAAUGCUGGCCAAGUGUGUAUCAGCCAGAAUUAUAUUUUGGUUGAAAAAGAGAUCCUGCCCCAGUUCAUUGAGCAGUUGAAAAUUGCUUUGGCCGAGUUUUACCCCAAAGGACAAAAGAUCAGCCCUGAUUUCGCAAGAAUUGUCAAUGCCAGACAUUUUCAGAGAAUUAAGAAGAUGGUUGACGAUUCACAAGGAAAGAUUCUUAUUGGCGGAGAAAUGGAUGCAUCAGAGAAUUUUAUUGAGAUUACAGUAGUGCAAGUCAAAGAUACCAAUGAUUCUAUGAUUGUUGAUGAAUCUUUUGGUCCUUUGAUUCCUCUAUUGGCUGUUGAUGAUAUUGAGCAGGCGAUUAAGACUGCUAAUGCGGUUGAUUCAACACCACUUGGCUUAUACGCAUUCGGUACUAAGAAAGAGACUGACAAAAGUAAGUUGAUCCAGCUUUCCCGGGGAAUGAUCAGAUGGUUUGUAAAUUUGAUUAUUCUCCAUAUUGUUUAUAUUCAGCAAACAGCUAACCAUGAACCAAAGUUCUCAAUGAAGUGACCUCUGGUGGUGCAUCUGUGAAUGAUGCAUUCUUCCACGGUUCUAUCCCCACCUUGGCCUUUGGCGGUGUCGGACAUUCCGGACAAGGUGCAUACCGUGGAAAAUCAUCAUUUGACUGCUUCACGCAUCGUCGCUCAGUAACGACCACCCCAGGUUGGAUGGAAUCCAUGCUUGCUGUUCGUUACCCACCUUAUACAGAGGCCAAGACCAAACAAUUCAAACAAAUGAGUUCGAAGAAGCCCAACUUUGACCGUGACGGUAACGAAAUCAAGGGGCUCUUUUACUGGCUCUCUUUGUCAGGUGCUUUGGGCUCUGAGAGCCCAUCCGCUGCCUUGACCAAAUGGGCGUUGGUGGUUCUAUUUGCGAUUGGUGCGAAGCGAUAUGUGGAUACAGGUGUUUUACCUUCUUUGGCAGAUCUUCCUUUCUGGAAAAGGUGAGGGGGUGAUUGUUGGUUGUUGGAGGGCAAGACGAGGUUGUAUUAUAGGCUUAUGGGAUGAAUCUAUUGGGGACACGGUACCAUGGAGCUU
Molecule: messenger RNA, 2601 nt
Organism: Hymenoscyphus albidus
Lineage: Eukaryota; Fungi; Ascomycota; Leotiomycetes; Helotiales; Helotiaceae
Source: the annotation of a GenBank genome assembly